AUGGAGCAUUUCGAAACAUCUAAUUCUAUUGAACAGGUUAUUAAUAAAAUAGGAUAAGUUUUAGUUGAUAAGAAUUCCAAAUUAUUUAAAAAUGACCCUAACUUGAAGCAAUAGAUAUUACUUUUAUAAAAAAAAUAAAAAAAUCUGCAUUUAUUGUGCAUCAAAGAGUAAUUAAAAGUCGAUUAGUUAUAAAAUGAGAUAGCUGAUUUAAGCGAACAGAGAAUUCAUAAAGCUAAAGAGUUUAGUAUACUCAAAGAUACAAAUGAGCUAUAUGAUUAAGAAAUACAGUAGGCUAAGGAAUAUUUAGAAAAGGCAAAGCAUGAUUUUAAUGAAAAAUUUGACAAUUUUACAAAUUUUGAGGUUGAACUAGAAAGAUGCGCAAAAUAAUUGGAGUUCUUAAAAAAUCAGUGUGAUGAAAAAUUAUAACUUUGGGAAAAUAUAAGGACAUAAACAAAGCAAAAAGAAAAAUAUGGUCAAGAAUUAAAAUUAAAGAUAAAACAAAAGUAAAUUGAAAUCGAAAAAGAAAGAGAGUCAAUCAAUAAAUCCCAAAUUCAAAUUCAGCUCUAUGAUUAACUAGAGGCUCGUCUUAUUGGUUAAAUAUAAGUUAAUUAAGAUAAAACAGAUGAUCUUUUAAACAUGAACAAGAUACUAGAACAAAAGCUUUCAGAUAUUUCAGAGCAACCACAGGAAUUAAAAAAGUUACUGAAAGCUGCUAAUGGAAUGCUCAAAGAAAAAAACUAGCUUUUAGAGCAAUAAAUAUAAAAGAUUUCUAAAUUAUAAACUAUUAUGAGCCAAAAUUAGAUAGGCUCCUAGAUGAAAAUAAGAAGCAUAAGUAUUAUGUCGGACAUUUAAAGUGAUGCAAGCAGCUCUUAACCAAAACAAUAAAAUAAUUAAUAUGAAAAUUUUACGCAUACUGUAUCAGUAUCAGAUUAUUAAAAAUCUUCAUGA
Tetrahymena thermophila SB210 is the source of this 948-nucleotide messenger RNA. RefSeq lists its product as hypothetical. The transcript has 2 exons. The record is from RefSeq and is a predicted model, not a curated record. NCBI's taxonomy places the organism in Eukaryota, Ciliophora, Oligohymenophorea, Hymenostomatida, Tetrahymenidae.